AACAAGUAAACAACAUACUGUCACCAUCAGAUGAGGAUAAGAAUGGAUAGUAAAUGGGAAGCCACACCCAAUGAGAAGGGUGGAAGCCUGUCAGAUGAAAGAAACAUGGACCAAUCAGAUGAGCGGUCUCCUGCGCCUCAGGCCACAGUCUAUGUAGAGCAGAUCACAGAGGAGAUGGGUAAGGCUGGCGAAGCGUCCCAGAUGGAAACUGUAUCAAGGGAGAACGAAGGUCUGAUCUGGGCUCUGCUGAAACAGCUGCGGCCAGGUAUGGACCUGUCCAAGGUGGUGCUGCCCACGUUCAUCUUAGAGCCACGCUCCUUCCUGGACAAGCUGUCCAACUUCUACUACCACGCUGAUCUGCUCUCACAAGCUGCGCUGGAGGAGAGUGCGUAUGGUCGCAUCAAGCAGGUGUUGAGAUGGUACUUGUCCGGUUUCUACAAGAAACCAAGGGGUCUGAAGAAGCCCUACAACCCAGUCCUGGGGGAAACAUUUCGCUGCUGCUGGCGUCAUCCUCAGACUGACAGCUGCACCUUCUACAUAGCUGAACAGAUCUCCCACUCUCCACCCAUCUCUGCCUUUUACAUCUCCAACAGGAAGGAUGGGUUUGCUAUCAGUGGGAGCAUCCUGUCCAAGUCCAAGUUUUAUGGUAACUCUGCAUCAGCUAUUCUGGACGGCAAAGCCAAGCUGCUGUUCUUGAACAGAAAUGAGGAGUAUGUCAUCACUAUGCCAUAUGCUCACUGCAGAGGAAUCCUGUGCGGCACUAUGACACUCGAGCUCGGUGGGAAAGUCAGCAUUGAGUGUGUGAAAACGAGAUGUUUCACAAAGCUGGAGUUCAAAUUAAAGCCUUUACUCGGAGGCUCCUCCUCAGUGAAUCAGAUCAGUGGGAAGAUCUUUGAAGAAAAUAAGCUGAUGGCUACUAUUCAGGGACACUGGGACCGUGAGGUGCUCAUUCAUGAAAGGCACUCAGGCCAACAGGAGACGCUGUGGAAUCCCAAUGCAGACAUCCGCAGCCGCCGCCUCAAGAGACGAGUGGUACAGAUGGACCAGCAGGGGGAGUUUGAGUCUGAAAGACUGUGGCAGCAUGUGACCAGUGCCAUCAUGGAUCGGGACCAGCUGCGAGCCACGAAGGAAAAGUUUGUGUUGGAGGAAGCUCAGCGGAAAGAGGCGAAGGAGAGAGGAGACACACCCUGGACCCCACGACUUUUCCACCAGGACUCUGUCACCUCCGAGUGGACCUACAAGCACAGAGACUCGUGGCCGUGGGACCCUGAGAACUGUCUGUGUCAGUUUGAGAAGGACGGAGUGAUUCAGACGCAAGAGAGAAGUCAGAGAAAACACAACAAACUCUUUGCUGUGGCUGAUUAGGUAAACCCUGGACAGGUCACCAGUCCAUCACACGGACACAUCGAGAAAACCAACCGUUCACUCCCACAUUCUCACCUACUGUCAAUUUAAUUUACAGUCUCCAAUUUGCCUAAUCCCCAUGUUUUUGGACUGUUUUGAAACAAGAGAACCUGGUGAAAACAUACAAAAUAUAAAAUCAUUUUAUUGUAAUUAAGUAUAUGUAUAUGUUUAUUCAUUUUUGGCUUUCAAAAUUGUACUCACUGGUUUUUAACAAAAUAAACAUUUUGAAUAUUCUCCACUAGAGGGAGAUACUGGUGCAGGUCAUUUAAGCUGUCUUGACUUGGACUGAAAGUGUUCAUCAUCACAUUCAGUUUCAUAUCUUAUAUUAGUUGUAAGCAUUAUAGGUACAAAUGAAACCAUGUUAGAUCCAAACAGUAGCUCACAAUCUAGACUAUGACCGACAUGAGAAUUGUUGAUGAAUGGUUGACCGACACAGUGAGAGUGUGGAGCUGAACCUGAGCAGGUGUAAAUCUCCUGCUAGACGCCACAUGGAUCAACAUAUCGGCCACACACACACACAUUAAAGCCCCCGUGAGUGAAGCUGAGUGAGUGGAUUUGUGUUUGAGGAGCCUCCCCACAGUGUCGGAGGCCUGUGACAUUUUGAGUAUUUCUGCUGUUAUGUUAUUUCAUAAUAAAA
Molecule: messenger RNA, 2041 nt
Organism: Solea solea (common sole)
Lineage: Eukaryota; Metazoa; Chordata; Actinopteri; Pleuronectiformes; Soleidae
Product: oxysterol-binding protein-related protein 5-like
Exons: 11
Coding region: 31-1365 (444 amino acids)
Biological process (GO): phospholipid transport
Cellular component (GO): intracellular membrane-bounded organelle; membrane; cytosol
Molecular function (GO): sterol binding
Source: RefSeq, a predicted model, not a curated record